AUGUCUUUUAGUUUGCUGUACUGCAUUUUUCAUCUACUCUUGUUGGCCCGCUCCAACGCAGGCAACAGUACCGCCACAGCGCGCGACCCUACCCGCAGCGGCAGCACCUUCGGACCGCUCGAGGUUAUCGCCGAUCUCAAAGAGCCGGUGUCCGCUCUCAAGGCGCGCAUGAUCAAGAAGGCCGCGGAGAUGACCUACAUCGUCGAGGACGACCAAGAGAGGCGCAUCCGGCUGGAGGCGCUCCUGGGCGACUCCAACACCCUCGUCGAGGAGCUCAAGGACGCCACCGAUGCAACUGCUGCUUCUGCUUCUGCUGCUGCUGCUGCUGCUGCUGCUGAUGCUGCUGCUGCUGCUGGUUCGACCAAGUCCUCCAAGACCAACAACGCCGCCGCCGCCACCGGCGACGACAAAGACAAGGACCCCCCGACUGCUACUAGCACCACUAGCACCACUAGCACCACUAGCACCGGCAAGGGUAGGCGCGACAACGGGAGCGGCAAAAGCGACAAAGCUAAGGCGGGGGACGCCGGCGAGGAGGAGAAGCCAGACGGCGGGGCUGGAGGGGAGGGAGAGGCAGGCGGCAGCGGCGAGAAGGAGGCGGGCGCCGCGAGCAAGACCAGGAAGAAGAAGAAGAAGAGGAAGGGCGGGGGCGGCGGGGGAGGGAAGGAAGGCAGUCCCGAGGACAAUCAAAACAACACCAACGCCGCUGCUAGCGCUGCCGCGGCCGCGGACAAAGGCGCGGUCACGGACGACAAUGGCGAUGGACACAAAGUCGAUGUCGAUGGACCCCUGUUCCAGGACCGGCUGGUUGAAGAGUCGGGCAUCUUGGGAGGCCAAGAGAUAUACCUAGAAGAUGGUCGCGUGCCGAGACCCCGAGAGCUGGAGAUCACGGUCCUCGCCUACGCACCGCACUUCCUCGGGCUCGCCGCCGCCGCCGCCGCGGAAAGGCUCAAGGCGAAGGUCUCCCAGAUCUCCGAAAUCUCCGACGCCGCAGCCGACGCCAACGUUGGCAAUGGCAAUGGCGAUGGCAAGGCCGCCGACCCAGCCGACCCCGCGAGGGGGAACGCGGCGGCGGCGGGAGGGGGCAAGUCUGCCCUCCAGAACCGGUCCACGACCCCGUCCUCGAAGGUGGCGCGGGGGGGGGGCGGCGGGAAGGGGGGGGGGGGGAAGGUGGGCUUGGUGCCCACAGGACUGUCGCCGAGUGCGGUCUGGCCGGAUGAGGAGGCGGCGAGGAAGAAGGGGGACGUCGAGAGAUUCCGCGGGGAUCCCGUUAGGGUGGGUGUCUUCUUUUCUGGGGGGGAAACGACACAACAGGGGUACAUUUCCCGACAGAUCAGGCUGCUGAGCCUCCAGCGACAGCUGUCCAUGAGGACCCUCGGCCACUUCCACAUCGACGAGCGCCGUUCCCUCACGGAGCUGCGUGCUAUCCUUAGAGGGCUGCUAUCGGAGGGGCUUAGCAAGGCGAUGAAGGCUUCCAUGGCGGAGGCAAUCAGAGCCGCCAAAGAAGCUCAGGCGGCAGCGGAGGCGGAGGCGGAGACGGAGGUGGAGGCGGCGGCAGCGGCAGCGCAGGACGCGGACGGGGAGGUGAUGGACGCCAACGAGCUCGAGGACAUUCGCAAGAUCAUGAUGAGGAAGAACAACAAAAACCCCAGCAAGACGCGAAAGAAGCGCUCCAGUCACGGCCGCGGCGGCGGAGCCGGCACCCACGGAAGCAGUAGCGGCAGCAGCACCACUGCCGCCUCCGCUACGCCAACACCGAACCCGCCUCCUGCCGGCGAAACGACGGUGCCCGGGACGGUCGAUGCACCGAACGGGCUCGGCAGCAGCAGUGCGAACUGUUCUGCCGCCGCGGGGCAGGGAGAGGGGGAUAAGUCGGCGGCGUCGAUCGACCGGCAGGGGGUGGAGGAGGUGAAGGAGGAGCACGCAGACUCGGACGAUGAGAUACCCCUGCCGGAGGGGAUGCCGGGUUUCCAGACCCUCGAGGAGGCCAUGCUGGUGCGGGAGCUGAGGAAGGACAGGCUGCCCGGGAAGAUCAUCAGGAGCAGCGACGUCGGGGGGAACACGGCUGGAGGCCUGUUUGUCGGGCAGACGAUCUCGGAGCUGAACCUCUGCUCCAGCGUCGCCCUUGUUCUCUGCCUGCGUCCGAGGCUUCCCCAGACCCCUCUCGUGCAAGAGGCUAGCAUGUCUCGCCGAGAGAAGCUCGCUGAGGAGUUGCUGGAGAAUGGCCAGGCCAACGGCGACCACGGGACCGCUGAGGAGGAGAAGGGGCCGACGCUGGAGGAGCAGAAGCAACAGCUGCAGGAGGCCCAGCGGCAGUUGCAAGCGCUUGAGGCUAACUUGGAAGACAUGCAGAAGAAGAGGGACGUCGACAUUCGCGCCCUGGACCUGGGGUGGACGACCUACAGCAAGGCCUUGAAGAACACCCGCUCCCCGGAGCAGGACAGGUUGAUGAAGACGUGGAAGAAGGAGCUCAACGCCAGAAAGGAACGCAUCGACAACGCCCACCUCAAGGAGGAACGACCAUUGGACAAAGAAGUCAAGUCGAUGAAGACCGCGGUGGAGAAGAUGAAGAGAAGCAUCAAGAAGACUGAGAAGGAAGAAGACAGGGAGAAAGCCGCUGCUCAGGGGCUGGAGUCAGCCUCGAUCUUCACUCGCGUCAAGGGUGUACUCUUCAGCGGCGCCAAGGCCACGUUCGGGUUCGGCAGGACAGACGACGCCCCGGACGACAACGCAAGCAUCGCCAUCGCCGCCGCACAGCUCAAGUCCAACCGGGAGCAGGAGAGCAUCGCGAUGGAAAAGGAGAUGGACAAGGAACUGGAGGCCUCGGACUGGGGCGUUCCCAAGGCUCGCGGCAAUGCCAAUUCGUCCAGCAAAAAGAGCGGCGGAGGAAAGGGCGCCGGCAAGAGGUCGACCGCAUCGUCCUCUUCCGGUCAGCCAGGGUCCAUGGGGACGGGAACUGGCGCUCCAGAAGCAGCAGGUGCGGCUUCGGCACCAGCCUCUGGAGGCUCCGCCGCUGCCGCCGCUGCUACUGCGAUGGCUUCGCCAGAGACAACGCUCGCCGACCUUCUCCGAAAGAGGGAAGAUGAGGUGGAACGGCGACGCACGGACCCGGUCACCGACCUGCACCUGUGGACGUUCUGCCGCAAAAACCCGCUUGGGGACGGAGGCACGCUGCCGAUCGACGAGCCGGAAUGGCCAGGGCCGCUCAAGGAGGUGAUCGUGGAGAACGUGUCGCAGCCAACCCUCGACAACCUGCACGAGGCCCUGGGGAAGGCCUACGGGAUACCAGCGAGUCGGGUGCGGGCUAUCAAGCACAACUGGGGCAAGCACCAGUGGGUUCGCCUCACGCGCGAGAUGGGGAUAAAAAAGAUGAAAAAGGGGAAGAAGGGCAAGCGUUUGGUCACCAACCUCCGAGAAGCACCGUACUCGUUCAAGGACGGGGAUGUCGUGGCGGUGGUGGACAAGAUGGAGGACGAGUCGGGAGAGGCCGACCUUGCGAGGGCAGACGACGAGGCGAGUGCUUCGGCGUAUCGAGAGCAUGGAAAGGGGCAGGCGAAGGCAACGAAGGACAAGCGGAAGAAGAAGAAGAAGCCAGCGUCGAAGCGAGCCAUGCCUGAGGUCGGGUUGACCUUGGGAGGAGACUGGGACGAUGGCGAUGACGACGAAGAGAGCGACGAGAGCGACGAAAGCGAUGACUUGAGCGACAUGCGCUUCUGAUGAAGUGCCGCCACCCACCACCAUCAGAGGCACACCCUGUCUUGAAGUUUGCUUGACGCAAUAUUUCAAAGCGGAAGGAACAGACGCGACCUUGAAUUGAACAUCCCAUGAAAUAUCACAUCCGGUUUGGUAACAACGGGGAAAUGCCACCCCAAAGACUCUUCCGUAGAUAGAACGGUGUCGCCAGUUACCAAUGACUAUACAAGAGCCAGUGAGCAGGUCUGGAGUGCCCUCCGGGGGUCUCCACUCGCGGAGUCUGUUGGUGCAGUCUCACAUUAGAUUAAUCACAUUAGGAUCAGCACCGUCUCGGUGCUCUGGAGGCACGUGGUGCCACAGAGGAAGACUCAGUCGCACGCCCGUGUCCACGAGAUGGUGGCUGGAUGGUUGUUUGUUCAUCCGUCGUCUGUUGAAGGGGGGGUGCAACGUCUUUGUUCCGGAUAACCGCCGGGCAUGCUUUCUGUCUGUGUGCUCCCCUCCCCCGGCGAGAUGACGCAGGGGGGGGCAGACCAGGCCGACUGUAACGAACGGUGAUUGAAGAAGACAGCGAGCGGCCGCUAUGUAUGGCGAUUGCUACGCAUUAUAUUUCCAUCUUUCGCUUGGGCUGGUGGCAGCUGCUUGAUGUUAUUUGCAUAAGUUCUUUGUUACCCGUUUAGUAGUUGGAAACGAAUUGCGAGCAGGUGCUCACGAUUUCGGGGUGCUGUUUUUUUCCUCGGGAUGACAGGACCACUGAUGAUUUACGAGCUGUGCCGCCUGUAGACUGUGUUGCUCCCUUGCGGUGCGUGCGUUUUUUUUAACUGUUGCUUCCAUGUGUGGAGCGCACAAAUUGACGUAAAUCUCGAUGUGGAAUCCAUGCCAUACAAGCGUGCGAUGGUGACCCUUAAUACAGCAGAUCUGCAGUAGAGACGGUUACUAUACUGCCACGAGCUAAAUCGCUCUAAUCCGUAUGCUUCUGCUGACACGUCGAUGGCGUGCUUUUUCUCAGCUUGUGUAGGCAGAAGUUUCGCUUCUCAUAUAUGCUACGAGCACACCGCGACGAAGGGUUUCUUGCAGUAAAAAAAUGUUGUUGCCGAGAAGGAAGGUGCCACAAACCUUCUCUAUGAUAUCUUCUGUUCAUCAGCUUGGUGUCCCAGGCCCGAAUCGCUGAGCACUGAAUGAACGCAACGGGGGACGGCCGCAAAGCUCGCCUUGGAUUGUGAUCGCCCUACGGUAGUCUACAUACGAUCAAAAUACCUCAGGCAGGAACCGCAGGAGGGGGUCCAGCACCCCCUUCCUAUGUGACCCCGGUUGGGUCGUCUAGCUAGUAGAAUUGGAGGAUAGGGGCCAGAGGGGCAGACGACAGAGUCCAAUGAUGGGAGAAAAAAAAAAAAACAUCACAUACGCAGGUGGGCUCGCUUCACCACGUACUCUGAACUACCAUAAUAUCUACUUCUGCUGCUGCAUCCCGUUGAACCCAUCUUUGGUCGGCAAAUGAGCAGUACGUAUACGUGUAGUCUAUAUGGCAAUUCAAGUUUAUGUUGGCUAAUUCUGCAGCUCUUAGCGGAAGACACACGGACGACGAGUUCCUGCGAGGACGGGUGUUACUUGCUCUACAGCAGGCACCGGCACAUUCAUUCGCCGAAACCUCACACACAUGUGCAUGUGUGUGCAUAGAUCGAGAGCAGAUUUUGAUGCAAUUGUCCACGGCAGAAUUAAUUUUAGGAACGAACGGAAAGUCACCACAGCUACUCUUGGUCUUUGUCUAGUCUAAUGCUGCAGUUACCUUCUCGUUUCGGUGUGUACUUGUGCAGCGGACUUGGGAAACGCUUGUAUGCACAAGAACCUGAGAUAGAUGCAUAGACUAUAGUCUACUGACUUAGCUCAUGCGAGAGCAGCAGAGAGCAAUAGAGGGCUGCGAAAUACUCUCGGUAAGGGUGCAUCCGAAGGGUAUGUGUGUGCGGGCGUCGAUGAUGGGAUGGCCCAUGGCUUAGCGAGAAAAUAUGGUCAUGGAACGACGGUCUCAUUACAUGACAGACGACAUGACGACAUGCGAUGGCAUGAUGACACAUCCAUAUUCCAUAUAUAAGACGAAUGACGACAUCGCUCGCAAGUCCCGAAGCGUUUUGGGUUAAUCCGCCCGCCGCAGCUGCGCAGCUGCCUCUUUUUUUUUUUAUUUUUCCAAAUACAACACAACGAGUCCAUUUCCGUCAGAGAAAAGAGUCAAAGACAGAUUAGCAAUGGAAUCAUAGCGUCAAAGAAAACUACCUGUUGUGUGUCCACGAUUUCCCAGACAGCAUAUAUGGACAUCUCCCCUGCGGAUAACAGGCUCAACAAGACAGUUUGGUAGCUGUGUUGUGUGUCUUAUAUAUGUUAUGUUGGGAAGGUGUAGACGAAAAGUGUUGGGCUGUUAGUUAGUUGGGUGUUUUAUGUGUGGCACCCUGUUGGUUGUGGAUCUCCAUCCAUUUUACACGUGUAUUUCCAGUUUGGUAUGCAUUUAACGCGAGGAAUAUGAUUUGGUAAGUAAUUGAGUUUGGUAUGCAUAUGCAUGCAUCUGUGUCAAAUUGUGCGGCACACGGGAGUGGUCUCCCAGUUUUGUGUAAUUUCAUGCCCAUAAAUGUGCGAAGGGCACGGGAGAACAUUCUUUCAUCAUUGCCUCCUGACGUGGUCGGUCGUAGGUAAGGCGUGUGGUUGAGGUUCCAUCACCGAUAUGUGGGUGUUCGUGUGUUCAAAUGUAAUGGGUUGGUCAUCUCUCUCGUCCGUGUGUAGGCAGGGAGUAUGGUUAUAUCUCUCCCCUCAGUGGGCAGCACAGACCAUAUGUAAAGAAGAGUUGAUCAUUUCGUGCAUAAUACAUCAUUUAUGUUUGGCACGACAGGAGGAAUGAGAUUUAGUUGUUCUGACAUUUUGACGGUGUACGUGGGUACGGAAAGUACUCCCUGUGUCCGUGAUGUUCCCUGAUGUUGUCGCAUCGAGUGGCAGCAUGUGCCAAGGACAGGUAGACGUGGAAGGACGGCGACAGGUGAAGGGCAGCAGUAGUAGUGUGUUGUGCAUGGUGGCUUGUUGGCUUGUACAGAGACCAGUACAUCUUCGACCGACCACACAUAAAGAGUUUGUUCGUACCUGUGGGGAUUUUUUGGAGUCCUGGGUCAGCCGAGAGCAGCAGCAAGGAGCAGAUACGAUGCAGUGUACUCUACAGCUUUACAGUCCGUCCUCCUCAAGUCCUAGCGGAGAUGAUUAGUAUCGCACAACGGCUGGAUCCGAAAUGCCGGCUAGCUCCGAAAACCAAGAGAGGUGGGUGGCUGAGCUAAAACCGGAAUGACUGCAUGCAUGCGUGCUCCUCUCAGCAGAUGUUGCUGGCUGGCUCUUUGAAGUGCAGAUUUCUGGUUCAGCAGAAUUUGAUUCCCAAUUUUUCCGUUGUCACCUGGGUACAGGGGAAUUUUUGAGAGGUGUACGGAAGUUGAUGAAUUGUCCUACUUGCAAGGGACACGUUUGAUUUUCAGUGUUCCCCCUUGCGGUUUCGACGGUCAAAAUUGUGGUUACCCACAAAUUUUCGCAUCGCUAUAAGCCAUCAGGCUUACUAAAUUACGUGUGUACAGAGUUUCGUUAACGUUAAAGAGUAAAUCGAAAGGGAUUUUUAUGUCGUUAAUACACACCAAGCGUUCUUAUUUUUAUUUUACAUAGACAUCACGAUAUAUGGACAUAACACAACAACAUUACUCCAGCUCCACAAGGAAACGGGACAUUUACCAGUGACUAAAGUAAAACGUAAUGCCAAGCAGAUUAACUCACCACAAAGUCCUUAGCAUCGAUUCGACUCCAAAUACCCAACUUCACUUUCUCCCAGUAUGAAUUCCGCACCAUAGGCGCAUUUACACCCACGAUGUUUGCAGUCACUGGCGAGGUGCGAAAAAAGGUAUACUUGAAAUUAUGUAAAGUAUUACGGAUAAGUCGACUAGAAUAGAAACGUGCAAGCAUGUCAGCUAUCAAUCUAGCUGUGGCAGCCUGGAAAAAUCGAAUAUCAGUACAUCUAAUAGCGAAUCGGCACAUUUGACAAUGCAACGUCGACAUUUUACAUCUAGUAGAUAACACUGUUUCCCAAUGUGGGAAUGCCCGAUACUGCUUCAACGUAGCCAUAUGUUGGCGCUUAUUAUACAUGCCAAUACUAGUCUUACCAGGAAUGUCUUGCCCUAUUUGCAUAUCCAGAAAAUGUGCGGAGUCCCCACACUGUUCUUGGGUGAUGCGAACGGGGUUGUCUAUCUGAUCACCACUCGUAUCUAACACCAUCUUUGGGUACAUACCACCAUAUUCAUUACCC
Messenger RNA from Ectocarpus sp. CCAP 1310/34, 8005 nucleotides. NCBI's taxonomy places the organism in Eukaryota, Phaeophyceae, Ectocarpales, Ectocarpaceae. The record is from the annotation of a GenBank genome assembly.